Messenger RNA from Odontomachus brunneus, 1610 nucleotides. Its product is annotated as methylthioribose-1-phosphate isomerase. The coding region runs from base 236 to 1321 and encodes 361 amino acids. Lineage: Eukaryota; Metazoa; Arthropoda; Insecta; Hymenoptera; Formicidae. The transcript has 6 exons. Gene Ontology annotation, molecular function: S-methyl-5-thioribose-1-phosphate isomerase activity. The record is from RefSeq and is a predicted model, not a curated record.
ACUCGACGCCGGCAGAUGGCGGCGCGUCGCCCAAGUAAAUCGAGAGCCGGCGCUAGAAUGUUUUCCUCGGCUCUCUCCGAUCAAUGCCGUCCGUCAUAGCGGCUCCGUCCUUUAAAAUAUCAGGGCCGUCGGCGCGUCUCGUCACGUCGCGUCGUUUUCCCGUUUCCGCCGGUUCGAGUCUCCUCUCUUCUCGUCGUUUUCGCGCGGCCCACGGCACGAUCUCGGCAUCUCGGCGAUGACGCUGCAGGCGAUCACCUGGGACAACGGCAGGCUGGAGAUCUUGGACCAGACGCUGCUGCCGGAGACCACGCGCUCCGUCCUCAUCAGCGGCGUGGAGGACGGCUGGCACGCGAUCAACAAGAUGCAGGUACGAGGCGCACCAGCCAUCGCUAUCGUGGGCUGUCUCAGCCUAGCGGCUGAGAUACUGCCCGAAGAUAUCACAGAUAAGAAACGCUUUCGCCAUGAGAUCGAGGGUAAGCUCAACUACCUGGUGUCGGCGCGUCCGACCGCCGUUAACAUGAAGACGGCAGCCGACGAGCUCAUCACUCUGGUCAAUAGCCUUAGCAAGAACGACAAAGUCACAGCGUGCGAGAUGAAAGACAGAUUCAUAAAUACCAUAGUUGCCAUGCUGGAGAAAGACGUGGCGGACAACCAGGCGAUCGGCAAUUACGGCGCGGACGAGAUCCUACGUAGCGUGUCCGGAGACAGCUUCAUCAGGAUCCUCACACACUGCAACACCGGCAGUCUCGCCACCGCGGGAUACGGUACCGCUUUAGGUGUCAUCAGAUCUCUUCGCAAGAGGAAGAAACUCGAUCAUGUGUACUGCACUGAAACGAGACCGUACAAUCAAGGCGCCCGUCUGACUGCCUACGAACUGGUGCACGAUAAGAUACCGGCCACCCUAAUUUGUGAUAACAUGGUUGCUGCGCUAUUGAAGAGCAAGCAGAUCACGGCGGUGGUCGUGGGGGCUGAUCGGGUCUCCGCGAACGGCGACACCGCCAACAAGAUCGGCACUUAUCAGAUCGCGAUCCUCGCGAAAUACCACAGUGUUCCUUUCUACGUGGCCGCGCCACGCACUUCCAUAGACUUUACGAUAGCCAGCGGCGAUCAGAUCGUCAUCGAGGAGCGACCUGAAAAGGAGAUGACGCACAUCAAGGACCAAAGGAUCGCGGCGCCGGGUAUACAGUGCUGGAAUCCGGCGUUCGACGUGACACCGGCGCAUCUUAUCGCCGGCAUAAUCACCGAAGUGGGUGUUUAUCGGCCGGAAGAACUCAUACGACUGAGAGCGGAGGAAAGCUUGGAACGGACAAGAAUUUCAUAAACUUUUUAGACUCAAGAAAGCUUGCGUGCGAAGUAGAAAACUCAGGGAAAUCAAUUAAAUCGAUCGGUGAGAGAGGCUAAUAUCGGAGAAAAUCGUCGUAGUGCUUUGGAGCUGCGAUAUCUCAAUGCCCGCGUAAUUUUGUAUCGCGAUUUUUUCAACUUCUAAGGAUAAUCAGGUACGCUAUUGCACUACUGUUAUAUAUACACGAUUGUUACACUAUGCUGUUGGUUGUGUGUCGACGGAUUUUCAGAGAUUUGUAUUUUAUUGAAUAAAUAGAUUUUAUUACGCA